Puntigrus tetrazona (Sumatra barb) is the source of this 2239-nucleotide messenger RNA. It is a transcript of the gene lat, whose product is annotated as linker for activation of T cells. The record is from RefSeq and is a predicted model, not a curated record. The transcript has 14 exons. The coding region runs from base 1247 to 1933 and encodes 228 amino acids. Lineage: Eukaryota; Metazoa; Chordata; Actinopteri; Cypriniformes; Cyprinidae.
UUGCAGUGGCAAGAACGAUGAUCAUAAAGUUUUUCAGUUGCUGUGGUUUCCUGUUUGUAGGUGGGAUAUAGAGAUGCAAGUGUGUUUGGUAAAUUUACUGUGAAAAUUAGUCUUGUGAAUGAAUUAUGAAAACCGAAGCGCCUGAACCGAAGCACGCAUUGUUUUGCAGUGGAACAUUUCGGUGGAUGAUGCUGUGCUUGUGACAAUAUAAUGUACCAGUAUGUCAUUCCCGUAAUUGGUGUUUGUGCAGGUUACAAGAACCCCACAAAAUGCCACAAGAGUGGGAGGCAAGAUUGAGAAAUUAUGACUCAUUGUCCGCCGUAACGAAGCAACAAAUUAACAUUUAUAGUUCAAACCAGGCAAGGAUUUUAACAGACAGACAAACAUCCGUGUUCUGUGACACUUUAUUAAAAAAAUGACCCCCUAUUAUUAUUAUUAUGACUUUAAAUCUUGCAAUGGGGCACCACAAAUGUAUGAUCUGUUGCGGUCAAUUUAACAUACUGCUUUCUAAAAGGAGGUUUUCCAGAAAAUCACGAAAUAAUGACUUUAUCUUCUGGGUCUAACAUCUGACAAAUGAAAAAAUUAAGAAAGAAAUGCUAUCAAAUCUGCAUGGAGACAGAAAACUGAACCUUCAGAUAUAAGAUACGAAACAAGAAGGGAGGUGAAAUGAGCGAGAGAUCAGCCAGUUACAGAGAUGAAGAGGGAGAAAAAAUGAUGCUGACUGGUGGAAGCGACGGAACAGCGCUUUCUGUGAGCCUAUGAGGAGGUAGAGAGCAAGAGCAGCGAGGGAAGAAACCUGAAAGUGAAGUUCUUUGCAGCAAAGGCCCUGUAGAUCAGGACACACCUCGGCGGGUCAUAUGAAGUAAAAACAUAGGAAAAUUAACUUCGGCAGAUAUGAGCAUAUUGGGCAACUGACGAAUGGGAUUGCUUAAGUUUUGGUUGAGAGGUCAACUUAAGGAGAACAAUUGAGGAACAAGUAGUGAGGGAGUAAGAGUAAAAAAUGGUGGCACCGUCAGUGUGAGCCUUGACAUAGGUGUGAUUUGUGUAAUUGCAGCGUGUGUGUGUGUGUGUGUGAGAGAGAGAGCUGGUCGGCACUUUGGUUGCAGAUUUCUGCUGAGAAGAGCGUGUGGUGUCUCGAUUGACUUGAUAGCUGCUGCUGAUACUGGGGAAGUAACGUGCCAUUUAGUGUCAGCUUGGUUGACACGCUACAGUGAAAAAGACGACUUAUUCAUCUACAAUUUCGGUUAUGGACUUCACUGCACUGCUGUCUGUGGUAGGCGGGGCUCUCUUCCUGUCAAUCAUCCUUGCAGCCAGUCUUUGCACAUACUGCUGGGGACAUAAACAACCAACAUCCAUCCAUCAGAGGUCCAGUGACUCAGAAUACAACGCAACAUCAGGUUUUGUGGUUCGGCAUCCUGUGUCAACAUAUGAGCACCAUACGGAUCACGGCAGAAUCGGACCCUACCUACCCAAUUCGCUCAGUUCACCGUCUAUCACCGUCACAAAGGUGCCCUCCUGUCCUCCCUCAGAAACUGGAAGUCAAGCCAGUUAUGUGAAUCAAAACGGUGAGGAAGGAAUCAGCAGUCGUGCCAAUGGCCAUGAGAGCGACGAUGAGCCGUACGUUCAGCCUCCAAGCGAAUACAUAGUUGUUCUUCCAGACUCGCCAGUCACUCUGUCUCAGAGACCCAGCAGAGCUUCAUCCCAGAGCUCAGGAGAACCGUACAUAAAUGUAGAAAAGGAUGAGAAUGUGCCCGAAGUUAUAUUUGACUACGAGAUGUAUGUGGAUGAAUCGGACUCAGACAUUCCAGAUUAUGAAAAUUGUAAAAAUUCUCAAGACCAAAGAAAACAAACCUAUAGUCUGUCCUGUGGAAGUCAAAGCAGUGAUGAACGGGAUAGCUCCGAUUAUGUCAACACAGACCCUAAUUUACAAUAAUUAAGGAUUUGCCUUUGAUGAAAUGAGCAAAGUAUCAUCCGUCUGCCAGGAGUUCAGAUUUACCUGUGCCUUACAUUUUAUAGUGCUUCACCACAGAAGACUUCCCUCAAUCCUGACGAUACCUGAGAAUGUUUUUAUAUAUACUUUAAGUUAACAUUUGCUGUUUACUGUGUACUGCAUCCAGGCUUUUACUUUCAAAUAUGAUCUUUUCUUCCAUGUAAUAUAUAGCUUUUCGACUUAAUGAACAUGUUAACUAUUGGUUUGUAAAUGGCAAAAUACAUUUUACAAUAAAAGUUUUACAAUUUA